Molecule: messenger RNA, 4625 nt
Organism: Andrographis paniculata
Lineage: Eukaryota; Viridiplantae; Streptophyta; Magnoliopsida; Lamiales; Acanthaceae
Product: myosin-9
Exons: 28
Coding region: 440-3790 (1116 amino acids)
Biological process (GO): actin filament organization; vesicle transport along actin filament
Cellular component (GO): cytoplasm; myosin complex; vesicle
Molecular function (GO): actin filament binding; ATP binding; microfilament motor activity
Source: RefSeq, a predicted model, not a curated record
UCAUAUUCAAAUUGUUAUCAUCCCUCGUUCACAGAACGAAGGAUUCAACGUCUCCGAAAAUGGCGGACUGCCAGAAGAUAACGUCCCCCAGCCCUUGUCCGCAAACCCAUUUCCAAUUCGACGCGCACCCGGAGAGGAUUCCCGAUCCGACGGCCGACUUCUCUGCCACCCCACCCCACUCUCUUUCACGAAUCAGCUCCAGGGAAGGCCGCUGUUCCCGAACCCAACCCAGCCCUCCCCACGCUGCCCCGGGUUUUUCUUCAUGCGUUCCCCGCACGCCGUCGUAUCAGGAUUGCGGCUGGGCCUCCCAAUUCAAGAUUUGGAUUUAUGGAACUUGCAGCAUUGUGAUCAAGAAUUGGGAUGUGUUGAAUGCCGCAGACACCAAAAGGAACCUUCUCCUGAUCAGAUGUGUUCAUAGUUUUUCUUUUCUUGAAUCAAGAUGGGUACCCCAGUAAAUAUCACAGAAGGUUCUUAUGUGUGGGUUGAAGACCCCGACGCCGUUUGGAUUGAUGGGCAAGUGACCAAGAUUGAAGGAAAGGAGGUUGCGGUCCGAACAUCUGACGAAAGGGAGGUUACUACUAAGUUAUCCAAAGUAUACCCAUAUGACGUGGAUGCUCCAGAAGGUGGGAUUGAUGACAUGACCAAACUAUCUUAUUUGCAUGAACCUGGGGUUCUUCAUAAUCUUGCAAUAAGAUACAUGCAGAAUAAGAUCUAUACUUAUACUGGCAGCAUUCUUAUUGCCAUCAAUCCUUUUCAAAGACCACCUGAUUUGUAUGAGAACCACAUAAUGGAACAAUACAAGGGAAAGCUACUUGGAGAACUACCCCCUCAUGUUUUCGCUGUUGCAGAUAUUGCUUACAGGGCAAUGAUAAAUGAGGGCAAAAGUAAUUCAAUAUUGGUAAGUGGAGAAAGUGGAGCAGGUAAAACUGAAACUACUAAGAUGCUUAUGCAAUACCUUGCACAUCUGGGUGGUCGUAGCCAUGAAGGAGCUGAACGUAGAACAGUUGAACAACAAGUUCUUGAGUCAAAUCCAGUCCUUGAAGCAUUUGGGAAUGCAAAAACUGUCAGAAAUGACAAUUCCAGCCGAUUUGGUAAAUUUGUCGAAAUACAGUUUGACAACCGUGGAAAAAUAUCAGGGGCAGCCAUUAGAACAUAUCUCCUCGAGAAAUCUCGUGUCUGUCAAAUUUCGGAUCCGGAACGAAAUUAUCACUGUUUUUAUUAUCUGUGUGCAGCACCGCAGGAGGAAGCCAAGAAGUAUAAGAUGGGACAUGCAUCAUCAUUUCAUUACCUUAAGCAAUCUAGUUGCUAUGAAUUAGAUGGUAUUAGUGAUGCUCAGCAGUAUUUGGUGACAAGGCAGGCAAUGGAUAUUGUUGGCAUAAGUCAACAUGAACAGGAUGCAGUUUUCAGAAUAGUUGCUGCUAUUCUCCAUCUUGGCAAUGUUACCUUUGCUAAGGGGGAAGAAAUUGAUUCGUCAGUUCUUGAGAAUGACAAGUCAAAGUUCCAUCUUCAGACUUCAGCAGAGCUUCUAAUGUGUAGUCCUGAUGCACUAGAAGAUGCAUUAGUGAAGCGAGUUAUGGUCACUCCGGAAGAAGUUAUCAAGAGAAGUCUUGAUCCUGAUGGUGCGGUAGUUAGUCGGGAUGGGUUAUCUAAGACAAUAUAUUCUCGCCUAUUUGACUGGUUGGUGGACAAAAUAAAUAUCACAAUUGGACAAGAUCCAAAUUCCAAAUGUCUUAUUGGAGUUCUUGAUAUAUAUGGAUUUGAAAGUUUUAAAAAUAAUAGUUUUGAACAGUUAUGUAUAAAUUUAACCAAUGAAAAGUUACAGCAGCAUUUUAAUCAGCAUAUUUUUAAGAUGCAGCAGGAUGAAUACACUAAAGAGGAGAUUGACUGGAGCUAUAUAGAAUUUGUUGAUAACCAAGAUGUCCUGGAUCUUAUUGAAAAGAAACCUGGAGGAAUAAUUGCUCUUCUUGAUGAGACCUGUAUGUUUCCAAAGUCAACAGCCCAAACAUUUUCGGACAAGCUUUACCAGACAUUCAAAUCGCACAAACGUUUCAUUAAACCAAAAUUGGCGCGCACUGAAUUUACAAUUGCACAUUAUGCAGGAGAGGUUCAAUAUCAAUCUGAUCAGUUUAUGGAGAAGAACAAGGAUUACGUUGUUCCUGAACACCAAGACCUUUUAACUGCUUCUCAAUGUCCAUUUGUAUCUGCACUAUUUCCUCCAAUCACCGAAGAGGCUACCAAAUCUUCAAAUAAGUGUUCCAAGUUCUCAUCAAUAGCUUCCCGCUUCAGGUUACAACUCCAUCAGUUGAUGGAGACCCUAAACUCCACAGAACCUCAUUAUAUUCGAUGCGUGAAGCCUAAUAAUCAGUUCAAGCCUGGCCUUUUCGAGAAUGGCAAUGCUUUGCACCAACUGCGUUGUGGUGGUGUUUUGGAAGCAAUACGAAUAAGUUGUUCUGGUUACCCUACCCAUAAGACGUUUCCUGAAUUUCUACAUCGGUUUGGCAACCUUGCUCCAGAAGUUGUGAAAGAAAAUGAAGAUGAAAGGGUUGCAUGCAUAAAGAUCUUGGAGAAGAUGGGCAUUUCUCAGGUUCAGAUAGGAAAGACAAAAGUCUUUCUGAGGGCUGGUGAGAUGGCUGAAUUAGAUAACCGUAGAUUAACAAAGCUUGGUCAUUCAGCAAAGAUAAUACAAAGAGAUGGUAGACGGUAUAUUGCUCGGAAAGACUAUGCUGCCAAGAGAAAGGCAGCGGUUUCUUUGCAAUCUAUGUGUCGAGGAAUACUUGCUCGGCGAUCUUUCAACUUUAUGGUAGAAGAUUCAGCUUCUUUAAAAAUUCAGAAGAGUUUGAGAGGGCUUUUGGGCAGGAAGAGCUUCACAAAAUACAAAUGUGCAGUGAUUACAAUGCAAACAGGCAUGAGAAAAUUGGGAGCCCGUGUAAUGUAUAGAUAUAGGAAACAGAGCAAAGGAGCAACUGUUAUACAGGCCUAUUGGCGUCGUCAUAGUGCUUGCUCAUACUACAAGAGACUCAUGGAGGUGACAAUUGUUAUCCAGUGUGGAUUAAGGGGAAUGGUUGCUAGGAGAGAGCUCUAUGAAUUGAACAAGGCUAACUUGGAAAAGGAAAGGGAAAAGGAAAAGGAAAAGGAAAAGGAAAAGGAAAAGGUUGAGGAGAUAUCAAAGUUGGAGCAGUCCCUAGAAGCUAUGCAAACAAAAGUUGAAGAAAGAGAUGCUCUUCUUCUUAAAGAGUGUGAGAUUAAUCAGGAAGCAAUUGAAGGAGCCACCUCAGUCAUUGAAGAAUCUGUACUUCCAGUUGGAGAGGGAGAGAAGAUUCAGGUUUUAACUUCGGAAGUGGCAAAAUUGAAGAAGUUGCUACUGACUGAAAAAGAACGAGCAGACAAUAUGGAAAAAUUAUACUCUGAGGCCCUUGAAUCGGCAGAGGGAAAACGGAGGAAGUUGGAAGAAACAGAAAAGAGAGUUCAUCAACUCCAAGAAUCUCUGAACAGGAUGAUAUCCACCAUGUCCGGUCAAUUUUCAGAACUAAAGAUGAUUUUAUGCUCUUCAUCCAACUUGAGUUCGACUUCUGGAUUUGCUGCUAGAGAUCAUUUAAAUGAUGAUUCAUCUUCUGAGACGGCAUCUUCCGACUCAGAUUUCACUUUCCCAGCCCCUAGUUCCACCCCGCCAAACUUUGCAAUCAAUCCAGGUGCCUUUCACCUCAUUGUACAAGAUCUUUCAGCAGGAGAAGCUUCAGGAACUCAACACUGGGAAAGAGAGCGAGAGGGAUCAUUUGAUGACUUCUUUUGAUGAUCUCAGUCUGUACUUUGCUGUACUAUGUUUGCACUGAUAUGAAGUAAUUUGUCCAGAUUUCGCAUAGGAAGUAUCUUCGGUUGACACAGUAUCACAUACAUCCUGUACAGACACAUAUGUUUUGUGUGUUUGUGUAUAUAUAUUAUGUAACUUCCACAAGUAUUAAUUUCUCCUAUACAACAAGUUGAUUGGGAAAUAGAAAAUAUGCCGUUUAUAUAACAUAUGAUAAAUUUAGUUUUCAGGUUCAUCCCACCCUUGCUGGAGCAUGACCAUUGUAGAUCCCUGCGCUGUCUUUCAGGUGAUUCAGAUAUUUUAUAUUGUGUUAUUAAGUUCAUUGCAAAACUUGAGUAUUACUUAGCCAGGAUUCAACAAGUUUGAGUGUUCGUUUUUCACUGUAAAAACUACUUCUUUGGCAAACUCCAGGUACUCAUAUAUUGACCCUGUUUGAAAAUUUGUAUUCAUUAUCUGCUGCAUGCUUAAAGCUAAGAAGAAUCUACUCUUCAGAAUAAUCUGCACAUAGCGUAAUAAUAUAAUGUAGUUACUAGUUAGUAAUUGUUCAAUCUGUUUUAGGGCAAAUUUAAAUUCCCUUUAAGAUCUUCUGGUACAGGGGAAAGCUUGUUGAAGCAGCAGUGCACUAUCAACUAAUUGUCUUUCCCAGUCCAGGCACAAUCUAUUUCUAGUAAUCUUUGGGAAGGAGUUCCAAUUCAAACACCCCUGUUCCUGUGGCAUAUGUCAAGACAGACAGUUGCCAGACCACGUGUCCCUCAGCAAGUGCGAUCAGAUCGGAAAGCAACAAAAGAAACGACGACUACUGUGGAAGCAGCAGUUCCCA